Macadamia integrifolia is the source of this 1296-nucleotide messenger RNA. Its product is annotated as serine acetyltransferase 1, chloroplastic-like. Bases 59 to 1096 code for a protein of 345 amino acids. The record is from RefSeq and is a predicted model, not a curated record. The transcript has a single exon. Lineage: Eukaryota; Viridiplantae; Streptophyta; Magnoliopsida; Proteales; Proteaceae. Gene Ontology annotation, cellular component: cytosol; cytoplasm. Gene Ontology annotation, molecular function: L-serine O-acetyltransferase activity.
GCAAACCAUCCUCAACCUCCACCCUCAGGGAACCAGUACUGAAAGCACAUCACCUCUUAUGUCUGCAUCGCUACUCUGCUCACCAAUUCUCCCUGACACCACCAUCGACAGCCGGCGCCACCGCUUGAGCUACAACAACAUGACCAAAAUGUCUACCUGCGUCGAUAACUCUAGAUCCCAGACCACAACAAACCCUCUCAGCUACGAUUCUGAUCGAACCCAGAUCUUUGAUAAUCCUGAUCUCUACGAGUAUGUCUCCUUCGAUGAUGAUGAAGAUGAUGAGGUGUGGUUGAAGGUGAGAGAAGAAGCCCAGUGGGAUGUAGAGCAAGAACCCAUCUUAUCAAGCUACUACUUCAGCACAAUCCUAGCCCAUGAUUCUCUGGAGAGUGCUCUAGCUACACACUUAGCCACAAAAUUGAGCAAUUCCACCCUUCCUUCUGAUGCCCUUACUGGAGUCUUCUAUGGCGUCUUCAAGGAUGACCCAGAGAUCAGGAAGGCGAUAAGGGCUGAUCUCAGGGCGGCCAAGGAACGUGACCCGGCUUGUAUCAGUUACGUACACUGUCUUCUUAACUUUAAGGGCUUUCAAGCUUGCCAAGCCCAUAGGGUGGCCCAUAAGUUGUGGUCUCAGGGCCGGAAUGUAUUGGCCCUCUUAAUUCAGAACCGAGUCUCCGUGGUUUUCGCGGUGGAUAUCCACCCGGGAGCGAAGAUUGGGCGGGGCAUUUUGCUGGACCACGCGACCGGGGUUGUGAUUGGUGAGACGGCGGUGGUGGGUAACAAUGUGUCUAUCCUACAUAAUGUUACCUUAGGGGGUACAGGCAAGUCAUCUGGUGAUAGACACCCUAAGAUUGGAGAUGGGGUGUUGGUGGGUGCAGGGACUCAUGUUUUGGGUAAUGUUAGGGUUUGUGAAGGGGCUAAGAUUGGUGCCGGGUCGGUGGUGCUGAAGGAAGUACCCGAAAGGGCUACUGCGGUUGGAAACCCGGCAAGGAUCCUUGGUGGGAGGGAGAAGCCCAUUAGGUUGGAUAAGUUGAGUAAGCUCCCUGGUAUCACCAUGGAUCAUACCUCUUUUCUAUCAGACUGGUCUGAUUAUGUGAUAUAGGGAAGGGGGAAUUGGAACAUUGCUUAAUCCUUCCACCAGUUAAUAUAUUGUCUUAAGCUCUUAUAUUAUCUUGUUAGCUUGUGUUGUAAAAUGUGAAGGAUUGGAUUCAAGUUCUCCUUGAAUUCAUAUAAAUAUAUGGUGGUCUUGUUAUAGUGUCUUGUAAUAAUGUAGUUUGGAUAAUGAGAAUUUGAGUUCUAAAA